This is a messenger RNA of Harpegnathos saltator (Jerdon's jumping ant), 387 nucleotides long. RefSeq names its product ubiquinol-cytochrome C reductase complex subunit oxen (gene ox). The transcript has 2 exons. Bases 143 to 322 code for a protein of 59 amino acids. Gene Ontology annotation, cellular component: respiratory chain complex III. Gene Ontology annotation, biological process: mitochondrial electron transport, ubiquinol to cytochrome c. NCBI's taxonomy places the organism in Eukaryota, Metazoa, Arthropoda, Insecta, Hymenoptera, Formicidae. The record is from RefSeq and is a predicted model, not a curated record.
CGAUGAUGGCUUAAAUUUAAAGGUCAGCCAUUGUGAAAUUUGCUCGCAGUUUAUUGGCAAGUUGUAAGCGUCAACUUCGGCUUACACGCGACUGUUAAGUUGUAAAAACCGAAAUUAAAAGAGAAACGUGGUGAAAAUCGAAAUGGCUAAAUUCUCCGCAACAUUGUACAAUCUCGUUCUCAGGCGAACGUCUACCUAUACGUUGGCUAUUUUAGUUACUGCGUUCAUGUUUGAAAGAGGUUUUGAUGUAGCAGCGGAUAAAAUAUUCGAUAGUAUUAACAAAGGGAAACAAUGGAACGACAUCAAGCAUAAGUACGAGUAAUGAAUGGAAUACUUUUGGGAGAUUCUAUGUUAGCUUUCCUUAAUAUAUAUGCCGCCUCCAGACAU